AUGUCAAAUUUGAGUCACUUGCCUAUUGAUAUAGCUCCUCAUAUUAAAGAGGCUUUGUAAAAUAAUGGUCCAGUAGUUGCCUUAGAAUCUACAAUUAUUACUCACGGAAUGGAAUAUCCAAACAAUGUUAAUUGCGCUUUGGAAGUUGAAGAAUGUGUUAGAUAAGGAGGCGGUAUCCCUGCCACUAUUGCUAUUAUUUAAGGCAGAAUCAAAAUUGGUAUCACCAAAGAAGAAAUAGAUUAUUUAGGAAAGGAAGGAAGAAAAUGCAAAAAAUGUAGCAGAAGAGAUUUAGCAGUUUGUUUAGUUCAAAAAUUGAAUGGAUCUACUACUGUUGCUGCUACUAUGAUUUGUGCUAAAUAUGCAGGAAUUAAAGUUUUCGUUACAGGAGGUAUCGGUGGUGUUCACAGAGGUGCAGAAUAAACCUUCGAUAUUUCUGCUGAUUUAAAAGAACUUGGCUCUACUCAAGUUGCAGUUAUUUGUGCAGGAGCUAAGUCCAUAUUAGACAUCCCUAAGACUUUAGAAUAUUUAGAAACUGAAGGCGUGCCCAUUUUAGGAUAUAAGACUGAUAAAUUCCCUGAAUUCUUUGUUAGUGAUUCUGGAUUUAAAACUUCAAGCAGUAUUGCUUCUGAUAAAGAAUGUGCUGAAGUUAUCCAUAUGCAAUUUAGCAGACUUAACUUGCAAAAUGGUAUCCUCAUUACUGUUCCUGUACCAGCUGAACACGAAGCUGAUGGAGAAAAAGUUAAGGAAGCUAUUAACUAAGCAUUAAAAGAACACGACGAACUUGGUAUUACUGGCCCUGAAUCUACUCCUUUCUUAUUAAAAAGAGUCAACGAAAUUACAGGAGGAGAAUCAUCUAAAUCAAACAUAGCACUCAUUAAAAAUAAUGCUGUCACUGGUGGUAGAAUUGCUAAGGAACUUUCAUUAAUUGCUUCUAAGAAAGAUUGA
Molecule: messenger RNA, 945 nt
Organism: Tetrahymena thermophila SB210
Lineage: Eukaryota; Ciliophora; Oligohymenophorea; Hymenostomatida; Tetrahymenidae
Product: pseudouridine-5'-phosphate glycosidase
Exons: 5
Molecular function (GO): pseudouridylate synthase activity
Source: RefSeq, a predicted model, not a curated record